Messenger RNA from Perca fluviatilis (European perch), 519 nucleotides. Its product is annotated as leucine-rich repeat and calponin homology domain-containing protein 1-like. NCBI's taxonomy places the organism in Eukaryota, Metazoa, Chordata, Actinopteri, Perciformes, Percidae. The record is from RefSeq and is a predicted model, not a curated record.
GACAUCAGCUGUAACGAGAUCACGGCUCUCCCUCGCCACAUCGGACGACUCAAAGCGCUGCGGGAACUCAACGUCCGCAGAAACCUUCUCUGCGUCCUGCCCGAAGACCUGGCUGCCCUUCCUCUGGUGAAGUUUGACUUCUCCUGUAACAAGGUGUCGACCAUCCCGGUGAGCUACAGGAAGAUGAAACAGCUCCAGUCCCUCCAGUUAGAAAACAACCCACUGCAGAGUCCACCUGCACAGAUCUGUAUAAAAGGGAAAGUUCACAUAUUCAAGUAUCUGAGCAUCGAGGCGUGUCGCAGUGACAAGAUGCCCGACUCUCUGUACCUGCCUGUCAUGGAGCGGCUCAGCCUAUCGCGGCCCACCACCGGCAGGUCAGUCUCUUCUGGGUCAGCAUCGUGGGAAACCUCUCUCGCCUCCUUCAUCUCCGCGGCGCUCCAGCGCGGCGGCCGCCAGGAGCCCGUUACCACGCCACCGGAGCGGUUAGUCCGGUUGGGUUGUGAUGUGGAGCGAUGCUGA